This is a messenger RNA of Recurvomyces mirabilis, 1026 nucleotides long. RefSeq names its product Co-chaperone (gene AHA1). Bases 1 to 1026 code for a protein of 341 amino acids. Gene Ontology annotation, biological process: positive regulation of ATP-dependent activity; protein folding. Gene Ontology annotation, cellular component: cytosol. The transcript is spliced from 2 exons. Lineage: Eukaryota; Fungi; Ascomycota; Dothideomycetes; Mycosphaerellales; Teratosphaeriaceae. Gene Ontology annotation, molecular function: ATPase activator activity; protein-folding chaperone binding. The record is from RefSeq and is a predicted model, not a curated record.
AUGGCGCUUCACAACCCGAACAACUGGCACUGGGUGAACAAGGACGUCCGACCAUGGACUCAAGACUACCUAAACAAGGAGCUCGUCGGCUUAAAAGCUAGCAAAGACGAUGGUACAAGCGCCGAGAUCAGCAAAGUCAUGAGCAUGGACGGCGAUGUGGAUGUCUCGCAGCGGAAAGGCAAGGUCAUCACCAUCUUCGAUGUGAAGCUGCAGCUUGAGUACAUUGGCAAGGUGCCACUUAAGGGCGAGGAGAAGACUGAGGGCCGGGAAGACGACACAAAGGAUGUGAGCGGCACAAUCACAAUCCCUGAAGUGGCACACGAUACGGAGGAAGAUGAGUAUGUUUUCGAGAUAGAUGUCUACAGCUCCGACUCCAGCAAAGAGCCUGUGAAGGACCUCGUGCGCAGAGAGAUCACACCACAGCUACGAAAACAUCUGGCCAAGCUCGCUCCUACUUUGAUCAAGGAGCAUGGUAAAGAUAUUCAACACGCACCUGGCAGCAACCCAUCAUCUGGCUUCAGCACACCAAAGGUGGCGCAGAGCUCGUCUGUCGGCAAACAGGCUGAGAACUCGAAGCCGAGCAGUGCCUCUACGACUGGAGGGUCGAAGGUAAACGUUACAUCUCUCUCCGACCAGCAGGAGUUCCGCACAACCGCCGAGCAGCUCUUCGAAACUUUCACCGACCCACAGCGCAUCGCCGCCUUCACGCGAGCGCCACCGAAGGUUUUCGAGGGUGCAAAGGAAGGAGGCAAAUUCGAGAUCUUCGGCGGCAACGUGUCUGGCUCAUUUGAGAAGCUGGAGAAGCCGACGUACAUUGAGCAGAAGUGGCGGUUAGCACAGUGGCCGCAGGGACACUACAGCACGCUGAAGAUCAAGUUCGAGCAGAAUAACACUGAUGCCGUGACGAUCAUGAGGGUGGACUGGGUUGGUGUGCCUAUCGGGCAGGAGGAGCCAACGCAGAGGAAUUGGUCUGAGUACUAUGUACGCUCGAUCAAACAGACCUUUGGGUUUGGCACGAUCUUAUGA